Molecule: messenger RNA, 3254 nt
Organism: Formica exsecta
Lineage: Eukaryota; Metazoa; Arthropoda; Insecta; Hymenoptera; Formicidae
Gene: Hex110
Product: hexamerin-like
Exons: 7
Coding region: 51-3107 (1018 amino acids)
Source: RefSeq, a predicted model, not a curated record
AGACUCGCAUCGCUCAGCAUGCGGCAGACGGCAUUGACAGCAUCAUCAUAAUGAAGUGCACGAUCGUUCUACUGGCUCUGGCAGCUUUUGGGGCGGCCUUUCCCCAACAGCAGCAGAAACAACGUGCUGCUGAUCAAGGUCUUCUGACGAAGCAGCAAGACGUUAUACUGCUAUUACAACAGAUCACCCAAGAAAUCCCGAACGAACAGCUACAAAUCCUUGGUACCACCUACGAUAUCCAAAACCAUUUGCAACAAUAUGACAAUCCGAUCCUUGUCAAGUACUAUGUGGGCGCUGUACAGGCCGGUCUGGUACAACCGAGAAGCACCGCUUAUUCAAGCUCUAUCAGCCAGCUUCGUAAGGAGGUCGCUCUUUUGCAAAGAAUUUUAUUAAGUGCUAGAAAUUAUCAGACAUUUUUGGCAACCGCCGCUUGGGCCCGCGUCCACGUUAACCAAGAACAAUUCGUCAAGGCUUUCAUCGGGGCCGUUCUACAGCACCAGGAGACACAGGGUGUCAUUCUGCCGCCUUUCUACGAAAUUAUUCCCCAAUCCUAUUUCGACGCUAGAAUAAUCCAACAAGUCCAAAAUGUCGUUGCACAAAGCGACGAACAAAGCCCUGUUUUUAUUCCCGUUAAUUAUACCGCCAAUUUGCCCAAUGGAGAACAUCAGCUUUCCUAUUUCACGCAAGACAUCGGCCUUGCCAACUAUUACGCCUUCGUGAAUCUCGCUGGAUAUUUGCAGCAGAAUGUACAACAGCAACCGCCGGUGCAGCAUCAAAGUGUUCAGAAUCAGGAAAGUCAAAUUGGUCAGGGAGCUCUUUACUAUUAUCUUCAUCAACAACUGCUGGCUCAUUACGAGCUGAACCGUCUCGCAAACGGACUUGGUCCGAUUCAAAAUACCGAUUACAUCAAUGUACAAGCACCGUAUCAACCGCAUCUCCGACACACAAAUGGACUCGAAUUUCCCGCACGCCCUUCGAAUCUUCAGUUCAACCCUGUCAAGAAUAAUCUUAUCAACACUGUCAAGAAAAUCGAACAAAGACUGAUCGAAGCUAUUGAUUCUGGGCAUGUCAUCACUCCGCAAGGUGCUUUCCUCUCCCUCUACCAGCCGCAAGGUUUGAACAUUCUUGGGGAACUUAUCCAAGGAACUGGCAAGAGCGUUAACCCAAGGUACUAUGGCAGUCUUCAAGCGGCCGCGCGUCAACUCCUCGGUAACGCUCCUGAAGUACAGAAUAUCUACGAUUAUACUCCUUCUGUUCUGGAAUCGGGAAGUACCGCCGUUCGUGACCCAGCUUUCUACCAACUUUACAGAAAAGUCAUCCAAUUGUUCCAGCAGUAUCAAAACUCUCUGCCCGCAUAUCAGUACAAUGAUGUUAUUUUGCCCGGCGUUAGCAUCCAGAACGUUCAGAUUAGCCCACUUGUAACUCUCUUCAACGAUUAUUACGUUGAUCUCGAUAGCGCAACCGUUCAACAACAAGUUGGUCAACAGAAACAAGUCCAGCAGCAGCAGCAGCAACAAGUCCAGCAUUCACAGCAGCAUCAACAAGUCCAGCAGCAGCAGCAACAAGUCCAGCAGCAACAGCAGCAGCAACAGCAACAGCAACAAAUCAAAGCACAUGUAAACAGAUUAGAUCAUAAGCCAUACGAAUAUCAGAUCACCGUCCAGAGCGAGCAAAACAUCCUCGAUGCCGUCGUCCGCGUCUACCUUGGACCGAAAUAUGACUAUGAGGGCAAUCCCAUCAGCAUUUCUCAACACAGACAGCAAUUCGUCGAACUCGAUCAAUUUACAACCAACCUUCAGCAAGGACAGAACGUCAUUGUUAGGCAGUCCCAGCAGGCGCCAGGUCAGAGCUUUGAUUACCCAUCCGUUCAGGAAAUCAAGCAGAGCGUCAACAAUGCUGUCCACGCCCAGGAACCGUUUUACAUCACCGAGCCGCAUCAGAUCUUUGGUUUCCCCGCUAGAUUAGCUCUUCCUAAAGGUCAACAGGGUCAAGGAUUCCCAGUUCAGUUGUUGGUUGUGAUUUCUCAAUCAGGACAACAAAGCCUGCCUUAUGGACCAGUAAUCCCGGAACAAUACCAAACAUACCAACAAAAUGAAUAUCAAGUAGUUGACAAUGAGGAAUACUUUCAGCAGAUUCAACAUCAAGGUAACAAUGGAUUCGGUCUGAAGCAAAGUGUGGAAGUUGUACCUGAAAUUGGUCAGCAAGUAAAUCAAGGCGUAAGGGACCAUUAUGCUAAUUUCUACACCCAACAACGUGGACAAUAUCCGUACACGCAUACCCAACAUCAAGUCGGCCAGGGACAAGUACAGGGACAGAAUGUCUACGGUGUACAAAGCCAGUGGCUAUAUGGACAGCAGGGACAAUUGAGGCAGCUAGGACAACAGUUCCAAAACAUUCACGGACAGCAGGGACAAUCGAGCCAGCAAGGACAACAGGUACAAAACGUCCAAGGACAGCAAGGACAGCAAGGACAUCUGGGACAGCUAGGACAACAGGUCCAAAACACCCAAGGACAGCAGGGACAACAGGCCCAAAACACCCAAGGACAACAGCAAUGGAAUCAAUUGCAAGAUAUCGAUCAAGGACAACAGUAUCAAAAUACGGUCGGAGUCGUAGGAGUCCAACAUGUGCUAACUGCUUGUGUACAAGAUACACAACAAAGCACCCAAAGCAUACAAGGUGUACAAGGAUUCCAAACUUUGCAAGGUUUGCAAGGUGUACAAAAUGUGCAAGGAACACAAGGUAACGUUGUUGGUGGCAUUCAGUCUGGAAUUCAGGACAGAUACCAAACUACUUACCAAGGACAGAGCCAACAGCAACAAGGACUCGCUGUAGGAUAUACCGGUAGCGGACAAUACCACGCUGGUGGCUUCCAAAAUAUCUUCAGUCAGGGACAAAAGAUACAAGACAGUUAUGCCAGCAAUUACUACCAGAAUAAGCCCAUCUCCCAAAUCAUUGGUGGCGCUAUUUCUCUGGACGGUAGACCUCUCGGCUAUCCGUUGGACAGACCAUUGAGCACUGGUGCCCUUUCCGUGCCUAAUGUCCAUGUACAAACCGUCUAUAUUUAUCAUGAAGGCCAAUCCACCAACGAAAUGUACUAUCAGUGAAAUGUUCCUAUAAAUCAGACUUAAUAGAUGCGACAUCGCCAGAUGUAAUAAUAAUGUUUAAGCAAGAACCGUUUUUUUAUUUUUUCAUUCAAUGUCAAAAAAAGAUUUAUUGAUAUAGCAAAUGCAAUUAAUAAAUUGCCCUAAAAC